This is a messenger RNA of Diospyros lotus (date-plum), 769 nucleotides long. Its product is annotated as 40S ribosomal protein S15a. Gene Ontology annotation, cellular component: ribosome; cytosolic small ribosomal subunit. The coding region runs from base 186 to 578 and encodes 130 amino acids. NCBI's taxonomy places the organism in Eukaryota, Viridiplantae, Streptophyta, Magnoliopsida, Ericales, Ebenaceae. Gene Ontology annotation, molecular function: structural constituent of ribosome. Gene Ontology annotation, biological process: translation. The record is from RefSeq and is a predicted model, not a curated record. The transcript is spliced from 4 exons.
GCUCUGGUGCGGUAGUGUCCAACGGACCAACGGUGGACCACCAUCAAUCAUAAGAUAAAGCCCUCCCGUUGCUCGCAAAGGCCGUAACCCUAAUAUCUUGUUCACUCUUCGCCGCCCCCUCGCUCUCUGCAAGCCAGGCCAGCGUAGUCUCCAAUUUUUUCUGCGAGCACUGUGCACUUGCAAUAAUGGUGAGGGUUAGUGUUCUGAAUGAUGCUUUAAAGAGCAUGUACAAUGCAGAGAAGAGAGGCAAACGACAGGUUAUGAUCAGGCCAUCCUCUAAAGUGAUAAUCAAAUUUCUCCUCGUCAUGCAGAAGCAUGGUUACAUUGGUGAAUUUGAGUACGUCGAUGAUCACAGAGCUGGAAAAAUUGUAGUUGAAUUGAAUGGAAGGCUGAACAAAUGUGGGGUUAUUAGUCCCCGUUUUGAUGUUGGGGUGAAAGAGAUCGAACCUUGGACCGCACGACUGCUUCCAUCCAGACAGUUUGGCUACAUUGUGCUGACAACUUCAGCGGGCAUCAUGGAUCAUGAAGAAGCAAGAAGAAAGAAUGUUGGUGGCAAAGUACUUGGCUUCUUUUAUUGAGAUGAGUUUUGGAGGAUUGUCUUUAUGAGUUUUCGUCUUAGCCGUAUUUAUUUUUUGUUUUUAAUAUUGAGGAACCAUGCUUUAUGCUGGAAUUUUGCAUUUGAGGGUUUUUGGACAAUAAGUUUGCAUUCUGUGUCCUUUUUUUAUUUAUGUUUUUAAUGAAUGCCAGCGUGAAUGGUGCAUUAAUUGGA